Molecule: messenger RNA, 1110 nt
Organism: Symbiodinium sp. CCMP2456
Lineage: Eukaryota; Dinophyceae; Suessiales; Symbiodiniaceae
Source: the annotation of a GenBank genome assembly
AUGGAGCCUCUUGAUCCGGGCCGACUGGGUUUCGGCCUGGUGGCUUUGGACCUGGAGUGCAUCCAUGACCACAUCCAUGGCAGCUAUGCUGCCAUGAACUGGCAUGAGACAAGGGACCAGUCCGCUUGGAAAGCUCGAAGUCAGAUCAUCGAGCUGGCUGCGGUAAACCUGGCAACCGGCGAGUCGCUGCUUCUGCGCAGCCGACCUGAGUUCAGUUGGAACGACGUGAAAUCCGCAGCUACAAGGCUCUUUGCUGAGCAUAGCGGCCACAAGGCUAUCGUCUGCGAUGCAUCGCUGCCGCUCUUCGCGCAGUUGUGGCCGACACAAGUGGUGCCCUUCCUGCAGCGGGCUGCGGGCGUGACCGGCAAAGUGGUGCUCAUCGCGCACAACGGCGAUCGCUUUGAUCACUAUGUGCUUAGCAAGGAGAUCUCCAGGCUGGGUCUUGACAUGGGCCGGUGCCCACGACUGGUCUCUGCAGACACGGUUGCCACACUGAAGAAGAGGAGACUUGGCUACGGCCACGUGCAGCAACUCUAUGGUCAGCCUGGAUCUCUCGCCCUGCAGCAAUUGUACAUGACUUUCGUACCAGAAAAGCAGCGAGCUGCCGGCCUACAACAACAUCAGGCUCUUGACGACGUCCGGAUGAUGUGCGACGUCAUCGCUUUCGCGCCGUACUUGGCGCCAUUGCUCGCGCAGGACAUCGUGAUGGCUGCCCAUGGUGCUGAGAUCCCAGCAAUCACACAUGCUGUUUGGCAGCGCUUGCUUUAUCCGGAAAAGGCCAAGGGAAAGGGAGGAGGCAGCAGCGCCGCAACCGACAGCAGCACGGCCGGUACGAAGAAGAGUGGUGGCUUGGCAAGACAACUCAUGGUGUGGGGCGAUGCGUGGAACUGGGGCCAUGGCUGGUCCGAUUGGUGGGGCCCUGGCGACUACUGGGCCUGGGGAGAUACAGACCAUGCCUACGCCCAGCCUCGGGCAAAGGACCGGGCCAAUCGCAAUCGGCGACGUAAUCCGAGGCAGCCCGUUCAGGAGGAGUCCGCAAGCAGCAGCGCCAUGCAUGCGCCUGCUCCGGAUGCUCCAAAGCACAGUGCGGAGAAAGUGAACUGGCAGUAA